AUGUCAUCCUUAGCCAAUUCUAACCUUUUUAAACCAAUCCAAGUUGGGGACGUUGUCCUCAAAACAAGAUUGGCAUACGCUCCAAGUACAAGAUUAAGAGCUUCCAAAGAUGGUGUUGCAACCGAUUCCAUGUUAGAGUAUUACUCGGAGAGGGCUAAAAACAAUGGUGGGUUAAUUGUGUUUGAAGGGACUUCACCGAGAAGAGAUUUUGGUUGCUUCCCAAAUCAGCCAAUUUUGGAAACAAAGCAACAAGUUGAAGCGCAGAAGAAGAUAGUUGAUGCCAUUCAUAGCAAUGGCUCAUAUGCAGCAUCUCAAUUGUUGCAUUUUGGCAGAGCUGUGUCACCUCAACUUGCAAAGUUAUUCAAUAUACCCUUUGUUGGACCUUCUGCAAUCUAUAUCGACGAAGCAAAUAAGGAGGCAGCAAAAGUGGAAGGCGUUGAGUUGAAAGAAUUGUCAAAGGACGAAAUUAAGGAUAUUGUCAAAGAAUUUGCAGAUAGUGCCAAGAGAGCAGUAAACGAAGCUGGUUUUGACUUCGUGGAAGUUCAUGGUGCUCAUAUGUUUUUGAUUGAUCAGUUCAUCCAAACCUCUGCUAACCAAAGAACAGAUGAGUAUGGCGGAUCAAUUGAAAAUAGAUCAAGAUUUUUGCUAGAAGUUAUUGAUGCUUGUAUUGAAGCAGUUGGAGCAAAGCAUGUGGCUGUUAGGCUUUCUCCUUAUGCCGAGAUUCAAGGAGGUCUGGGAAAGAACUCUGAAGUCAAUCCUAUUGUCAUUUGGGGUUACAUUUUGAGUGAAAUACAAAAUCGGGCUGACAAAGGAGAUGAACUAGCGUAUAUAUCGGUUGUUGAGCCUAGAAUCCAAGGUGACAACGAAGGGGAUGAAAAGGACAGCAAAAUUAAUUUUUCAUGGCCUCGUUUGCUUUGGAAGGGUAUUCUUUUCAGAGCAGGUGCAUUCCUUGAUCCAGAUCAUCUGGAGAAGCUUGCAAAGAACAUUGAUGGUGAUGAUAAACUUAUCAUUGGUAUUUCUCGUUACUACACCUCAAACCCAGAUCUUUCCGAUAGACUAAAAAGGGGUCUGCCACUAACACACUAUGAUCGGAGCAAGUUCUACAAUGCAUUUUCAAACGAUGGCUACUUGAACUUCCAACCUUAUGGAAAGGAAGAAGUUCAUACAAAAGAUGAUGUCGAACCUAAACCUUUGGCCUAA
Messenger RNA from Pichia membranifaciens NRRL Y-2026, 1200 nucleotides. RefSeq lists its product as hypothetical. The transcript has a single exon. Bases 1 to 1200 code for a protein of 399 amino acids. The record is from RefSeq and is a predicted model, not a curated record. Lineage: Eukaryota; Fungi; Ascomycota; Pichiomycetes; Pichiales; Pichiaceae. Gene Ontology annotation, molecular function: NADPH dehydrogenase activity; FMN binding.